Ziziphus jujuba (common jujube) is the source of this 4904-nucleotide messenger RNA. RefSeq names its product FT-interacting protein 1. NCBI's taxonomy places the organism in Eukaryota, Viridiplantae, Streptophyta, Magnoliopsida, Rosales, Rhamnaceae. The transcript has a single exon. Bases 952 to 4128 code for a protein of 1058 amino acids. The record is from RefSeq and is a predicted model, not a curated record.
UUUCUUACUGACCUCCAGAUUGUGCUAAAUUACUUGCUUCAAUUGUAAUUAACAAUAGAUGGCUAAAAAUACUUUAGUGUAAAAUAUCACCUUGGCAAACAAAUCCUGUGCAAGAAAAUAAAAGUAACACUUACUUCCAUAGCAUAUAAAACAUAUACAUUUUGUUGUUUUAACAUUAUAUAUCCCUAAAAUCCUGUUAUCAUAGUAGAAAGAAAAGAAAAAAAAAAGAAGGGAUUUACAAUUUUCAAGCAACGUUCAUGCAUUGUAGUUCUAUGAAGAAAGAUAUGGCAAAGUUUACUUCUAAGUUGCCAGAAUAUCCCUAAAUUAGUAAACAUUAGGUGUUCUUUUGCUUUUUUCAAAAGAAAGACGUCAAGCUUUGAAGGAAAAGGAGAUAAAAGGGCAACAAAAUAGCACAGCUUGGAAGCAUUAGCUGUCAACAUAUUUUUUAUAAGUUCAGGUGUUUCUUUCAUUUUCAGUUAAAAGUAUGUAUGGUUGGGUGGAAAAAGAAUAAUGCAGAAAAUGAAAUUCAAACCAGACUAAUUUGAGUUAUGAAAUACAAUAUUUUUUUUCCCGACUCUCUUGGCAGAGAAAGUGAUAAGAGUUUGAAGAAAUGUUGGAAAGGUUUGAUGUUUACUACACAUGCAGAGAAAAGGAUGACAGAGUUUUACUUUCUCACUUUGAAUAAAGUGUAUGCUUUCUUCCCUCCAAUUUUCUCUUCUCAACUUUGCAUUUCUAGGCAGCUUCUUCAUCAAAGCAUUCUUUGCUUCACAAGAACUACAUUUAACCACCAAUGUGAAAGACAGAGAACCUUAAACUGUACCUCCUUUAAAUCACGUUCUUUUCCUGUGUAGAACUUCUUUGCUUCCGAAUCGAGUUUUUCUGGUUUCUUGAGAUGUGACACUUCCUUAUAGCUAGCUUCCUGCAGCAGCAAAGUAAGAAAGAAAAAAGAGAAUGAAGCUAGUGGUGGAAGUGGUAGAUGCUCAUGAUCUUAUGCCCAAAGAUGGAGAAGGGUCUGCUAGUGCAUUUGUAGAAGUCGAUUUCGAAAACCAAAUCAGCCGAACCAUAUCUAUUCCAAAGAAUCUCAACCCCAUUUGGAACCAAAAACUUUUUUUCAAUUUUGAUGAAACCAAAAACUACCAUCACCAAACAAUUGAAGUCUCAAUAUACAAUGAGAGGAAACCUAUUCCAGGCAGAAACUUCCUUGGAAAAGUAAGAAUUCCUUGCUCGAAUAUUGCCAAGAAAGGUGAGGAAGUUUAUCAAAUCUUCCAGUUAGAAAAGAAGUGGUUUUUUUCAUCUGUCAGAGGUGAGAUUGGCCUCAAAAUCUAUAUCUCGCCAGAAUCAGGACCCAAAUAUCCUAUUCCUUCACAUCCAUCAGAAGCCCCUCCUACAAAUUCACCACAACCUUCAGAGCCUCCAGCUUCUACUUCUGCUCCACGAACUCCAGGAAACACACAACUUACAAGCAAAACAUUUGCUGCUGUUCCUAAAGCCAAGGUUCCUCUUGCUGUUGAUCCAAAAACCAGAACAGCAGAACCUGCAAAAGAAGUUUCAACACUCACUGUGAUUGAAAAUUCUAGUUCUGUUGCAUUGGCCAAUUCCAGCAGCUGUCGUCCUACUCAAGAGCCGAACGAGGAGAUCGAAUUUCCAGCUGCAGCAAGAGCCCAGAAAGAGCACCACAUAAACAAACAUCAAGUUCUGAAGCAAUCACAAGGUGUGCCAUUAACCAUGCAUGCAGUUAAUCCACAAGCAUAUCAUAAUCACCCAGAGGAUUAUGACCUUAAAGAUACCAACCCCCAGCUUGGUGAGCGGUGGCUGAGUAAUGGAGCUUAUGGAGGAAGAGGAUGGAUGACUGGUGGUGACAGAUUUUCAAGCACUUAUGACCUUGUCGAGCAGAUGUUUUAUCUGUAUGUUCGUGUCAUGAAAGCCAAAGAUCUUCCUCCCAGCGCCAUCACUGCAAGCUGUGAUCCUUAUGUGGAAGUGAAACUGGGGAACUACAAAGGAAGAACAAGACAUUUCGAGAGGAAAACAAAUCCAGAGUGGAACCAGGUUUUUGCUUUCUCAAAAGACCGCAUUCAGUCAUCAGUGCUAGAAGUCUUUGUCAAGGACAAAGAAAUGGUUGGAAGAGAUGAUUUUCUUGGAAGAGUGGUUUUCGAUUUGAAUGAGAUUCCCACCAGAGUUCCACCUGACAGUCCACUGGCUCCUCAAUGGUAUAGAAUGGAGAGCCGCCAUGGAGAUGGCAAAGUUAGAGGCGAAAUCAUGCUUGCUGUUUGGAUGGGAACACAGGCUGACGAAGCAUUUCCAGAGGCUUGGCAUUCGGAUGCUGCAUCAGUCUAUGGUGAGGGUGUCUUCAACAUCAGGUCUAAAGUCUAUGUAUCACCAAAACUUUGGUACCUUCGUCUUAACGUGAUCGAAGCUCAGGAUGUGCUACCCAAUGACAGAAGUCGUCUUCCAGAAGUGUUUGUUAAAGCUCAGGUUGGAAACCAAGUUCUCAGAACCAAGAUUUGCCCAACUUGUACUACGAAUCCACUUUGGAAUGAAGAUUUAGUCUUUGUAGCUGCUGAGCCAUUUGAGGAGCAGCUGGUCAUCACCGUUGAGGAUCGAGUUCACCCUUCGAAAGAUGAUGUGAUAGGAAAGAUAAGCUUGCCACUCGACUCAUUUGAGAAGCGACUUGAUCACCGGCCCGUUCAUUCUCGCUGGUUUAAUCUUGAGAAAUAUGGUUUUGGUGCCCUGGAAAUUGACAGGAGGAAGGAGCUCAAGUUCGCAAGCCGAAUUCAUGUAAGAGUUUGUCUUGAAGGUGGAUACCAUGUAUUGGAUGAAUCUACAAUGUAUAUAAGCGACCAAAGGCCAACAUCAAGGCAACUCUGGAAACAACCAAUUGGGAUUCUUGAAGUGGGAAUUUUAGGUGCAGAAGGUCUUCUCCCAAUGAAGAUGAAGGAUGGCAGGGGAAACACAGAUGCUUACUGUGUAGCUAAAUACGGCCACAAAUGGGUUCGAACCAGAACAAUUCUUGACACAUUCAAUCCUAAAUGGAAUGAGCAAUACACAUGGGAAGUAUAUGACCCCUGUACCGUUAUAACACUGGGAGUUUUCGACAACUGUCAUCUCGGUGGUAGAGAUAAACCAAAUGGUGGAGGCGCAGCCGCACGCGAUUCGCGAAUUGGAAAGGUAAGAAUCCGGCUAUCAACACUCGAAGCUCACAGGAUUUACACGCAUUCUUAUCCACUUCUAGUUCUACAACCUCAUGGAGUCAAAAAAAUGGGGGAGCUCCAACUAGCAGUCAGAUUCACUACUCUUUCACUGGCUAACAUGAUCUAUGUUUAUGGCCACCCUUUGCUGCCGAAAAUGCAUUACUUGCAUCCGUUCACAGUAAACCAGGUAGACAAUUUAAGAUACCAAGCCAUGAACAUUGUAGCUACAAGGCUUAGCAGAGCAGAACCACCUCUUCGAAAAGAGGUGGUGGAGUACAUGUUGGACGUGGAUUCACACAUGUGGAGCAUGAGAAGAAGCAAAGCCAACUUCUUCCGAAUCAUGUCGCUGCUUUCUGGUCUGUUUUCCAUGGGAAAAUGGUUUGGAGAUGUCUGCAACUGGAAGAACACAGUCACAACUGUUCUGGUUCAUAUUCUUUUUCUCAUACUGAUUUGCUACCCGGAAUUGAUUCUUCCAACUCUCUUCCUCUACAUGUUCCUCAUUGGAAUGUGGAACUAUAGAUUCAGACCAAGGCAUCCACCUCACAUGGAUAUUAAACUUUCAUGGGCAGAUGCAGUGCAUCCUGAUGAGCUCGAUGAAGAAUUCGAUACAUUUCCAACAUCUAAGCCUCAUGAUUUAGUAAGGAUGAGAUACGACAGGCUUAGAAGUGUUGCAGGGAGGAUUCAGACUGUCGUAGGCGAUAUAGCAACACAAGGGGAGAGAGUUCAGUCCCUGCUUAGUUGGAGAGAUCCUAGAGGAACCAGCCUAUUCAUAUUGUUCAGUCUUUGUGCAGCUGUAGUGCUUUAUGUGACACCGUUUAGAGUUGUGGGUUUGGUUGCAGGGCUGUAUUAUUUGAGGCAUCCUAGGUUCCGAAGCAAGCUACCUUCUGUUCCAAGCAACUUCUUCAAGAGAUUGACUGCUCGAACUGACAGCUUACUGUGAUACUAAUAAUGGUUUUUACGCUUCUGACAGAUCUUAAUGUUUCCUCUUCUUUUAUGCCCCUUUUAACUUGUUUAGUUUGAAUAAAUGUUGUCAGAUUAUAUUUUCAUUUACAACAGGAAAACAAGAAUAAAUUAUAUAAACUUCAUUCUACUUUGGAAUUUUUACAUGUACAUACAUACUAUUUUAAUAUAUUCUGUUACAAAUUUGUCUUUCUUAUAUUACUUGGAUGUUAAUCAACCAUUUUCUUGGAAAAAUCUGAAUGCAUAUAAUAGCUUAUUCUUCGACAGGCUGUGAGGAAGCCUUACCGUGACCACAAUACACCCCAAAGACCCUACCCCAGCAGGUUUAAAAAGGUGAAAAAUCACACAAAACACACCAUGAAUGCUAAGCAUCACUAAUUGUCCAACAGCACUUGUCAAUCAAAUUUACCAACUAUGAAAUCACUUUCCUGUAACCUGUUAUACAAUCAGGUGCGAAAAAAGUAUUCCAAAAAAAUUAGGUCCGUUCAGCAAAACACCCAAUCCUAAAUUUGCAUGCAAUUUUCUUGAUAAUAACCCUAAAACAUGAUUAAAUAUUAUCAAGUAGAAGAAAUCAAAUAUAUAUAUCAAGGUAAAUUGUACCCAAUAAAAACAAAAUUGGAAAGAAAACUCCUCGCACAAUUCAUGGGCUAACAUAAGAUCUGAUUAGAUCUCUGUCUAUCACAAACAAAGUAAAAAGAGUACAACUGCUAAGAGUAAUUUUUAACAAAAUCAGAACAAUAGUAGGAAAGACAGCAA